CAACCACGGGUUGGUGUUUGCCUCAUCAUAUAAACAACACAACUUCCCUAGCUUUGGACAUUUGUUCAAGAGUCAUCACACAAGAGGCAGAGAGCCAGCCACUUCUGAGUUUUGAGAUUGAACUAACUUCGCACACACGAAAGUUGGGGGUUAUGGAUUCUUCAGACACAGAGCUUUUUCCUGCUAUUCAGGAUGUUCUGCUUGAGUUUCGUGCUGGUAAAAUGCAUAUGGAAGGGAAACGGGUUGUUGCUGAUCCGCGUAAAGGACUUGUUCGCAUUGGAAGAGGGGAGGAGGGACUAGUUCAUAUUCAAUGGCUUGAUCGAACUAACAACACUGUUGAAGAUGAUCAAAUUGUUUUCCCAGAAGAGGCAGUUUUUGAGAAGGUUGGUCAAGCUUCUGGAAGGGUUUAUUUGCUGAAGUUUCAGACAGAUGACCGCAAGUGUUUCUUCUGGAUGCAGGAGCCUAGAGCUGACAAUGAUGAAGAAUUGUGCAAGUCAGUCAACCUGUACAUCAAUCAACCGAUAGGUUUUCCUACUGAAGAUGUGACAGGUUUUCCAACUGAAGAAGAUGACACUCUAGGUGAAGAUAUUUCAUCACGGGCUGGGAAUUUGGUUGGAUCAAGUACGGGAGCAGAAGUAAUCAGUGACGUUUCCUCUUCCGGACCAGUUAAAUUGGCAGAUCUUCAAAGAAUUCUAAGCAAUAUUGGACCCUCAGGGGAGGCAGCAGAUCCCGAUGGAGGUUUAGGAUUGGGCGAUAUCCUGAAGCCUGAACUUCUAUUGCCAUUGAUGGAGACAUUGUCACUUGAGAAUGUAGCAUCUCAUUUACCUGAGGGUGAAUGGACUCCAGAGGAAUUAAUGGAGUUGCUGCAAAGUCCUCCUUUUCGUCAACAAGUUGAUUCUUUUACCUAUGUCCUGAAGACUGGUCAAAUAGAUCUGACUCAAUUUGGAGUUGACCCAAGUAAAUACAAGUUCACGGUCCUAUCUUUUCUUGAGGCUCUUGAAGAUUCUGUUGCAAAAACAUCGGAUACUGAUGAUCCAAUGCAAGAUGCUGGUGAUUCAAGAUCUCAGACUUGUAAUCAAACUGAUGAAAUGGAUGAAGGUCAAUAACAAAAUUUGAUUCAGCAGUUUGUUUUGUUCUCAGUGAGAGGCAUAACAUUACAGAUUUGUGGAUACUGCAAGUGUUCCUUUAUUUAUGUACAACACAAAAACUAGUCAAAAUUUCACUUUUACAUUUAAUGCAGGGACCUUUCGAAAA
Messenger RNA from Helianthus annuus (common sunflower), 1254 nucleotides. RefSeq names its product 26S proteasome regulatory subunit RPN13. Gene Ontology annotation, cellular component: cytoplasm; proteasome regulatory particle, lid subcomplex; nucleus. Lineage: Eukaryota; Viridiplantae; Streptophyta; Magnoliopsida; Asterales; Asteraceae. Gene Ontology annotation, molecular function: endopeptidase activator activity; proteasome binding; ubiquitin binding. The record is from RefSeq and is a predicted model, not a curated record. Gene Ontology annotation, biological process: ubiquitin-dependent protein catabolic process. The transcript has 14 exons. The coding region runs from base 153 to 1106 and encodes 317 amino acids.